This is a messenger RNA of Miniopterus natalensis, 747 nucleotides long. The record is from RefSeq and is a predicted model, not a curated record. Lineage: Eukaryota; Metazoa; Chordata; Mammalia; Chiroptera; Miniopteridae.
AUGGCACUGAUGGAGUGUGAGCCUGGGGUCCCCUCUGAGGAGGCGUCCCCAUUCCCGAUGCUCACAGGGCCUGGACGGGGAGCUGUCACUGGGGUGACAUUGUUCCUCUGUCUCACAGUCCAGCUGUUCCUCCAUGUUUGGCCAAAUCCCGUGUUUGAAGGAGACAUCCUGCCUCUGCGAUGCCAGGGAAGGAAGAACUCAGCCCUGUUCCAGGUGAAAUUCUACAAACACGGAAAAUCCCUCUGUUUCUCUAAGGACAACCACCCUCUGACCAUGGGGACAGCGACAUUGAGGAGCAGGGGCCAGUACAGCUGCACUGGGGAGGUGACCUACUUCCCACACGUGGGCAGACAAACCUCAGGGACAGCCUGAAGCUCAAGGUGAGUCACCCAGCUCUUCCUGCCUCCUGUGCUGAGCACUGCCCCCUCUCCCAAGCCCCAUAAGGGGAACCCCCUGACCCUGAGAUGCCAGACAAAACUGUACCCCCAGAGGCCAGCCUCGUGGCUCCUCUUUUUCUUCUACAGGGGCUGGACCUUGCAGUACAGGGGCCUCCACCCAGAACUCCACAUCCCAGCCAGGGAGGGAGAUGGGCUUUACUGGUGCGAGGCAGGCCCUGAGGGUGGCAGGGUUAGAAACAGUCCCCAGCUGGAGGUCAGGAUGUGGAAUAAGUGGGGGAGGGAUGAAGAUGCACCUCAGGGCCUGGGCAUUGGGCAGUGGGGCCCCCUGGGAGUGGGGGAGGGUCCCUAA